Amphibalanus amphitrite is the source of this 3099-nucleotide messenger RNA. Its product is annotated as G-protein coupled receptor dmsr-1-like. Gene Ontology annotation, cellular component: membrane. Gene Ontology annotation, molecular function: G protein-coupled peptide receptor activity. NCBI's taxonomy places the organism in Eukaryota, Metazoa, Arthropoda, Thecostraca, Balanomorpha, Balanidae. The record is from RefSeq and is a predicted model, not a curated record. The coding region runs from base 213 to 1454 and encodes 413 amino acids. Gene Ontology annotation, biological process: G protein-coupled receptor signaling pathway. The transcript is spliced from 2 exons.
GACGCGUUUGAUUCCUGCUCCGUCCAACUGGACUCGGCUCGGGCGGGUCCCACACUGAGAGAGUUGUCGGAAGAACAGAGAAUACUACUGGGACGAGGGUCUGGAACAGGAUCAAGGGAACGAAACACGGCGCUCGUGACUUUCACCCGGUGAUUUGGCCCGCUCAACGGUCUUGUGCAGUGUGGGUGGGGCGCCACUGCACGUCUGCCGCCAUGGCGCUCAACUCAGUGGUCACGUCGAACGCCAAGCGCUACCUGGAGACGAUGCUGCGCGACCUCAACUUCACGCUGGACGACUGGGCCAUCUACCGCGAGCUGACCGGCCAGAGCGGCGAGCUGGGCGGCCUCAGCGACCAGCUGUGGGCCGUCGACACCGGCGACGAGGACGAGCGAGCCAUCUGCGGCGAGCGCGGCCAGUGGCUGCGCGACUCGUACCGGCCCUGGCACGGCUACCUGGCGCUCUUCGUCUGCCUGUUCGGCUCGGUGGCCAACCUCUUCAACAUCGCCGUGCUGACGCGCAAGGAGAUGCGCUCGCCGACCAACGUCAUCCUGACGGGCCUGGCGGUGGCAGACCUGAUGGUGAUGGUCGAGUACAUCCCAUUCGCCUACCGCCGCCAUAUCAGCACCAUCAAGGACACGUUCAGCUACCCGGACACGCUGUACAUCCUGUUUCACGCCCACUUCGCGCAGGUGUUCCACACCAUCUCCAUCUGGAUGACGGUGAUGCUGGCCGUGUGGCGCUUCCUCUCCAUCGUGCACAUGCACACGGCGUCGCGCUGCUGCAGCAUGCGCAACUCCAUCUGCUGCAUCGUGGCCACGUACGUGCUGACACCCAUCAUCUGCAUCCCGUCCUACUUCACGUUCUCGCUGCGCGGCCACCCGACUCCCAGCGGCCAGGUGCUGUACCGGAUCGACAUCAGCAGCCUCGGCCGCGCGCACGGCGGCCUCCUGAGCCGCGUCAACUUCUGGCUCUUCGCCGUGGCCAUCAAGCUGGUGCCGUGCCUGGCGCUGACGUACUUCUCGGUGCGUCUGAUCGGCGUGCUGCUGGAGACGAAGCGCCGGAAGCAGCGGCUGCUGUCGGGCUGCCAGCCGGCCGGCGAGCACCACCCGCUGGCGCGCGGCUCGCGCCAGGCCGACCGCACCACCUGGAUGCUGGUCACCGUGCUGCUGCUGUUCCUCAUCACCGAGUUUCCGCAGGGCAUCCUGGCGCUGCUGUCGGGCAUCCUGCAGGACCGCUUCUUCCGCAGCUGCUACCUGCACGUCGGAGAGCUGCUCGACAUGCUGGCGCUCAUCAACUCGGCCGUCAACUUCCUGCUCUACUGCCUGAUGAACAAGCAGUUUCGGGUGGAGUUUCGGGCGCUGAUGUCGCUGCCGGCGCGCCCCUGUCGUCGCCGACGCACCCACACGGUCAACAAGCUGCGCCAGGCGUGCGUCACCGACACGACGUGCGUGUGAGCGCCGCCAGAGAGCCGCGGGCCGAGCACCCGGCGCACUCGUCCGAAACGCAGACUGGAGGACGGGCGUGGAGUGUUGAACUGGACUCUGAGCCGUGCGGUCGUCAGUGUCACAGGCUGCAACUAGCUCACAGUGGGUGAAAUCACAGGCUGUUUGCUGUGACCGAUGGUAGAACUCUGCAGGCUGUGAGCCGCACCUAGUUGUUCGAACUCCCUGUGUGUGCCACGCACACGCAUCUAUCGGCAUCACAAACUGUUGUGGCGAUCCUACACUACCAUCCAUAUAUGCUGCACAGUGUACGAACCAGACAGAAAUUUACAUUUGUGCGUAUUCGUGAGGCAGCAUUAUGUAAAUUUGAGCUGCUGUUGACUUUUCGGCUGGCGUUUCGAUAAAUACUUUCUGGCGUCGCCGUGGUAGGUGGGUGUAGUGCGUUCACUACAGCCGCCGGCCGCGUUUGAUGAAGUUUGACUUCACCUGCUUCGGCCAGAAUGUUAAUGUUGUGCCAAAUGUCGUCCGGAUGACACCUGGCUUUCGGCGCUGCCGCUACUUUUGAGAAAUCACGGCUCACGGCCGGACGGCGAUGGUCUUUCUGUGCGCCUGUGACCUUUCUUAAUUGGUCAUCAUUCGACGUAUGUAUGUGUGAGGGGCAUAUGACCGGUAGACGGCUUUACAGUGGCUGUUAUGUGUUGGUCGUUGUUGCUGUCAUGUUUUGAAUGGUAACUAGAAGUUCAAUACCUGCGCAAGAGUUGGCCAUACAGGUUCGGAUAGGAGCCAUUCGAAGGCAUUAUCCGUGGACUGGAAUGAUGCUUCAGAAAAUUAACUUCAAGAACUUAUGUGCAAGUAAAGCACAAUAUUGCUUGCGACUUUGCUUGAUGGGAAUGCGUCCUAUUUUCUUCAUAUCUUUAAAACAACUGCCGUGUAAAUUUCCGUUUUUCUAAAGGAACUUGCAAAAGCUUUUGUCCUAAAAGAAACUUGAGGGUAUUUAAACCAUUUCUGCUACUUUUCACUCCAAACUAGUUUACGUGUCAUACUAAAUACCAACAUUUGCAUCAAAGCAUGACCAAGUGCUGAGCCCUAACAGGUCAUGUGAGAUGAAAUGCACGCUCUUUAAUGUAACCAUAGUUAACAGGAGAUCUUCAUUUGUCUCCUGUCAUCUACGGUCGAUUGAGGCGUCAAUGAUGACGUUUUCUGUGCCAAACAAUGAACAGAUUUCUGCUUUACAUUUCUCCAUCCCUCCCGAAAGUAAACAUGACGACCGGAACAAGAGGCUUCCGCCAUAUAUCCAGUCAAAGAUAACACGAGGUGGCACGGUCGAUUGCGAUAUCCGGAAGAGAAACAAAAUAAGCAAGUUAACCGGGAAGUUCAUGCGAACUGCGUUUAGGUGUAACAAGUUUAUGUAGUUGUUUCAGUCAAAGCGAUACAGGAGCUCGUAAUUUGUGCACCACUUCUUGUAUAGUGUCAUCCACAAGCAGGAAAUUGUUUUCAAAGAUAUGUGUUUACGUUUCAACGCUCUAAAGAGUACCUAAUGAUGGCUUUUCAUGGCACUUUCGUGUGAUGUAGAGACAUGUCGAAUGAUGUAACAAAGCUCAGUGUAUAUUGUCGUACAACUGUUGCUGUUUCACGAAUACAAUUAUUUUAGACACAA